AUGGCCGAUCGAACUAAACUCCUCGUGCAAAAGCGGACAUCGCUAAAGUCGCAAAUCACGAAUCUAGCCAAUCUCCUCGACAAAGGCAAAAUAGACGGCAAAAAUUUGAAAUUACGCAUCACGCGUUUAACCGAACUAUACCGCGCGUUUGAAGAAUAUAACGACGAGCUCGCGGUGUUGGAUCCGAGCGACGUUCAUCAUUCCGAAUUCUCUAAUAUACAAGAACGAUUUUACGCUCUCGCGGUCAAUGCUGAGAAUAAGUUGGGUGCGGCGAAUAUGGCGAAUAAGGGCGACAAUAUAUCGAGUGACGAAAUCCGGAUCGAGAACACGGAAACAGCAACAACGUUCAGAAAAAGGCGCAUUAAACUUCCCGAAGCUCCUCUCCUGACAUUCGAUGGCAAAUUCGAAAAUUGGUUGUCAUUCAAAAACGCGUUCUCGUCUAUGAUAGGCGCGCAAACGGAUUUAACAGACGUCGACAAAUUAUAUUAUCUAAAAUCCGCGUUGACGGGUGAGGCCGGCAAUAAAAUAAAAAUAUUUUCGAUCGACGGGGCGAGUUACACGAAGGCUUGGGAUUUGCUUGAGCGCUCGUACGAAGUGAAACGGAUUCUAAUUAUGCGACACCUCGCGACUAUGGUAAAUUUGCCUACGGUAGAAAAGGAAAAUACAAACGGUCUGACGAAACUCGCUGACGACGCUCAACAACACAUCGCGGCAUUAACGUUAGGCGUCACAAUCGGACAAGAGAUGAUCGUAUAUCUUAUAGAGAGUAAAUUACCGAAAGCCACGUUAGAUAAAUGGCAGGCGACGCUUGUGAGAGAUACCUUUCCCAAACUCGAAGACUUAUACGAAUUCGUAUAUAAAACAGCGGUGUGCGCGUCAAUACGGGAGCGACCGAUAUCAACAGAAACAAAUAAGAGCAAGUACGAACCGCCAGUCAAAAAGAGGAAAUUCGACGCUCCGAAUCGGGCACUUGUAGUAAGGGCAUCGCGCAAUUGCAUCGCGUGUAAAGGCAAACGACAUCCGCUUUACACAUGCAACGUAUUUAAACAAUUAACCGUGACAGAACGUAUUGAUAUGGUGAAAAAGGCGAAACUAUGUUACAAUUGCCUACGCUCUCAUUAUGCCGUGCAAAUUUUCAAAUUGUACGAUCGCAGCGCGCCGAGUCCCGUUGCAUUAACUAUACCAUACGUUACUCCACAGCUUAUGACAAGUGCAUUGAUAUAUGUAUGCAACUCCGAACGUAACACUCACGUUGGUAUCGAAUGUCGAGCACUCUUAGACACGUGCGCGACCACGAACUUUAUCACGGAAUCCAUCGUGAAGCGGUUAGGUGUGCGGACAAUAAAAAAAUCAUCAACGAUCAGCGCGAUCAAUGCUGUCAAUACUGUAUCGAAGGGUGUAGUGAAAAUUGCCGUACAAUCGUUAGAUAAAGGUUUCUGCAAAACCAUCACGUGCUUGACGAUACCGACUAUCACAGAUUUAGUGCCUUCAGAAAUUUUCCCGCGAGGUUUGUUAGCUUUACCGUCAGACAUCAAAUUAGCAGAUCCGGAGUUCCAUCUGCCGCGACCUGUCGAGAUGUUAAUAGGCUCGGGCGCGACGUUGUCUUUAUUUUCCGAUGGUCAAAUCGAUCUAUCCCGCGAAGGGUACGAUCUACACCUCCAAAACACGUGCUUAGGAUGGGUGAUCGCUGGCGGUGCUCCACCACAAUCAUCAUCAAAAAAUACGUGCUAUAUGACGGGUUUAGAAAUUCAAUUAACGAAAUUUUGGUUGAUAGAAGAUAUUUCGGAGGAAAAGGCGAGAUCGAAGGAGGAAAUCGAAUGCGAAUCGUAUUUUUUAAACACCGUCUCACGUCGCGACGAUGGACGUUAUGUAGUUCGCUUACCCUUCAUCAAAACAGAUAAACGUCUCGGCAAUUCGCGAACGACGGCACUCAAACGUUUAUUAUCGUUAGAACGCAAGCUCAAUAUGAAUACGUCCUUAAGAAUCGAGUAUGAACGGAUUUUCGAAGAAUAUUUGCGAUUAGGGCAUAUGUCGAUGAUCGAGGAACCGGAUGACGACGGUUACUACAUGCCACAUCACGCGGUGACAAAGGAAUCGAGUGAAACCACCAAGGUUCGCAUAGUGUUCGACGCAUCAGCAAAAUCCAAUUCCGGUGUAUCUUUGAACGAUGUGUUGAUGACAGGCCCCACAAUACAGGACAAAUUAUUCUCACAUUUGAUCCGCUUUCGCACUUAUAAUUAUGUCAUCUCCGCUGAUAUCGAGAAAAUGUACCGUCAGAUACUAUUACAUGAAGACGAUCGUCGAUAUCAGCAGAUAUUAUGGCGUAAGGAUGGCACGAUCAGAACGUUUCAACUCAACGUCCUUACGUUCGGGGUUUCUUCCUCUCCGUUUUUAGCGAUCCGCGUAAUCAAAAGAUUAGUCGAAGACGAACGCCAAAAUUAUCCUGUAACCGCAGAUAUCAUUGGAUCGCAUUUAUACGUGGAUGAUUUGUUGACGGGCGCCGAAACUAUCGAUGAGGCUCGAAAAAUCCGGGACGAGGUGACCGAAUUGUUAGCGCACGGCGGCUUCGUUAUAAGGCAAUGGGCGUCUAACGACGAACGUAUUAUAAACGAUUUAGAGACGAACGCGCUACACGUGAGCUUCACAUUAAAUGCAGAUCGCGCGUUGAAAACUUUAGGCCUAAUAUGGAACACCCAAGAUGACGAAAUAUGCUACGCAACCAAUCCGAUUAAGCGCUUCGAGCGAGUGACAAAGCGAAACAUUCUUUCGGAAAUCGCGAAAAUCUUCGAUCCGAUUGGUUUAUUAGGUCCGGUCAUUCUCUACGCCAAGAAAUUAAUUCAAAAUGUUUGGCGGUGCGGGAUCCAAUGGGACGAACCUGUCCCACAGACUAUAUGCAACGAAUGGUUAGAAUUCUCGCGUCAAUGGGAAAUAAUGGAUCAAAUGUCCUUUCCUCGCAAGUUGUCAACAACGAACCAUUCCGAUAUACAAAUCCAUGGGUUUUGCGACGCUGGCAACGUGGGAUACGGCGCCUGUCUCUACGUGCGGUCGAGCGGAGAUCAAGGUUAUGCGUCGUCGCGUUUAUUAUGCGCCAAAUCGCGAGUCGCACCUCUGAAACCCGUAACCAUUCCACGACUUGAACUCUGUGGAGCAUUAUUAUUAGCGCGAUUGUACCGCGAAAUCGUCAAUCCACUGAAUUGCACUCCUAGUAAGAUAAUUUUCUGGUGUGAUUCAACCAUAACGCUACACUGGCUAAAAACCGAACCGCAUCGACUCAAAACGUUCGUAGCUAAUCGGGUUAUAGAAAUUCGAGACCUUACCGAAGCAAUAGAAUGGAGACACAUUCGAUCGCAUGACAAUCCAGCGGACGCGCUCUCAAGGGGUCAAUUACCUCUAGUUUUUGUACAAAAUCAAAGUUGGCGCUCCGGUCCAUCCUGGUUAAUUAAGAACGAAGAUGACUGGCUUAACGAAAUCAUUCAAAUUUGCAACAUUCCGGAAUUAAAGAAAAACACAUGUAUGGUGUCGGUAUCUGACGAUCUAGGCAUUUUAGGUAGAUUUUCAUCUUAUGCCAAAUUAUGUAGGGUCGUUGCGUAUUGCCGUCGGUGUCGUCCCACCAAUAAACAUAAAGGAUCGUUGUGCACUCAAGAAAUUAUUGAAGCCGAAGUACAGAUUUUAAGACUUUUACAAAAAAUCCACUUUCACAAUGACAUUGAAGAUCUCAAAACCAAAAACCACGUGAGAAAGGGCAAAAUUCUUAAUCUUAAUCCAUUCUUGGACGAAAACGGUAUAAUUAGGGUUGGAGGUCGUCUCCAAAGAUCAAAACUGACGUUUGCUCAGAAGCAUCCGAUCCUCCUCCCAAACCGUAAUCAUUUAACCGACGUCAUUAUCCGCGAAACGCACGAAUCAAAUCAUCACUCGGGAAUUCAACACACGUUAGCAGCUGUGCGGCAGAGGUUUUGGGUACUCGACGGUCGGAACCAGGUUCGAAGAAUUGUGCGUAAAUGUAUGCGUUGUUUUCGAUUUGAUUCCAAUACCGUAGAACCCAAAAUGGGAAACCUUCCUAUAGCGCGAGUAAGGGAGGCAAUUCCGUUUUUCAAUACCGGCGUCGAUUUCUGCGGGCCGUUUUAUAUUAAAGAACGGAAAUUUCGUAAUAGGACGCGCAUUAAGGUCUAUGUAUGUAUUUUCGUGUGCAUGUCCAUCAAGGCCGUACAUCUCGAAGUCGUGACCGACUUGUCGUCUGACGGAUUUUUAGCCGCACUACGACGAUUUGCCGCGAGACGAGGAUUUCCGGAGCAUAUUUACUCCGAUAACGGAACCAAUUUCGUAGGAGCAAACAAUCAACUAAAAGAGAUGUACGUCCUUCUUAAUUCCGAAGCUCACAAGGAACGUAUAAAUAAGUUCGCGAGCGACCAUCGAAUAACGUGGCACUUUAUACCUCCAGCAGCUCCACAUUUCGGUGGAUUGUGGGAAAGUACUGUGAAAUUAUUCAAACACCAUUUUCGACGCGUGAUAGGAGAUUCGUUGUUUACACACGAAGAAUUAAAUACUUUCACUGCCGAAGUCGAGGGGAUUUUAAAUUCCCGGCCAAUCAUUCCACUUUCGUCCAAUCCCAAUGACACGUCCGCGCUAACUCCGGCACACUAUUUUAUUGGCAAACCUUUAACUGCCCUCCCGGAGGGCAAUUUGACAUGUGUUCCAGCUAAUCGUCUGUCUACGUGGCAGCACAUAACGAAAAUGAGACAAGACUUUUGGGCACGUUGGUAUCUUGAGUACUUAAAUGAACUCCAAGUACGCCACAAAUGGUCCAAGGACGGUCCGCAACUGAACAUAGGAACCAUGAUCUUAAUCAAGGACAAGCGCAUACCCUGCACACAAUGGGUUCUUGGCCGGAUCACGAGACUCUAUCCGGGAGACGAUGGCGUGAUACGAACAGCCUCCAUCAUGACGUCCUCCGGAGAAAUGACAAGACCUGUAAGAGGUCUCUGUCCAUUACCGAUGGAGCUGUGA
This is a messenger RNA of Mycetomoellerius zeteki, 5004 nucleotides long. RefSeq lists its product as uncharacterized. Lineage: Eukaryota; Metazoa; Arthropoda; Insecta; Hymenoptera; Formicidae. The coding region runs from base 1 to 5004 and encodes 1667 amino acids. The record is from RefSeq and is a predicted model, not a curated record. The transcript is spliced from 2 exons. Gene Ontology annotation, molecular function: nucleic acid binding. Gene Ontology annotation, biological process: DNA integration.